AUGGUAUACCAUCAAGCAUCCCACAACACCUAUCUCAAGAAGUUUAUCAAAGACUUGACAGGUGACCUUCUUUUGGCUUUUGGCUCAUUAUCUGUUGCAGUUGACAACCAACUCAACUCAGUCCAUGAAUCCAUUGGCAAGGAUACCACAAAGGUUCUUGUUGAAAUCCCUCUGAUUUGCAAGCUCUCAACUUUUGCCAUCUUAGAAUUCCAAGGCCAAUUUCAGCGUCUUAAAAACCUUGACCCAAUAGAACCUUGCUCUCAAAACCUUACAAAGGAGCUGGGAAUACCCUGUGCCCACAAUAUAGCUAAAAUUUUGGACAAAGAUUUUCAUCUACAGUGGCAUUUACAGUACAACCCUGAGUGA
Puccinia graminis f. sp. tritici CRL 75-36-700-3 is the source of this 366-nucleotide messenger RNA. RefSeq lists its product as uncharacterized. The coding region runs from base 1 to 366 and encodes 121 amino acids. NCBI's taxonomy places the organism in Eukaryota, Fungi, Basidiomycota, Pucciniomycetes, Pucciniales, Pucciniaceae. The record is from RefSeq and is a predicted model, not a curated record. The transcript is spliced from 2 exons.